Molecule: messenger RNA, 4011 nt
Organism: Batrachochytrium dendrobatidis JAM81
Lineage: Eukaryota; Fungi; Chytridiomycota; Chytridiomycetes; Rhizophydiales
Exons: 12
Coding region: 1-4011 (1336 amino acids)
Biological process (GO): centrosome-templated microtubule nucleation; centrosome duplication; centriole replication
Cellular component (GO): cytoplasm; centriole; pericentriolar material
Molecular function (GO): protein kinase binding
Source: RefSeq, a predicted model, not a curated record
AUGCGAGCAACUUGCAUUGAGGUCCGCGAAGUUUCAAAACAGACUCGAGAGUGCGGUAAAUCUGCAGCACAUGAACUUCAGAUGCUGGGCUCUGGUGUGGCCUAUAAUGAGUUUGCUCAUUUGCUAGGACAGAUUGGCUCUGCUCUGGGUGACGAAUCAACUGAAAAUUCUGACGAUAAAAGCAAUUACAUUGAUUUUGAUAAUCUGGAUGAAGGCAUGGCUGGACUAGAUUUAAGUAUGGACAAUCUUCUACAGCAUAACUCAGUACUGGAAAUACCAUCUAAUGAAGUCAUAUCUCAAGAAAAGCAUGCGCAGUAUAUGGCUGGAGAACUGCAUCAGGAAAUUCAAGAAUAUACUCGAUUAAAUAAUUUUAAUAAGGAGCCAUCUCAAACUAUGCCGGCUGAUUUUCGAAAAGUUACAUUUUCAGAUAUGAUCCAAGAGCGUACAAUCAGCUCUACGGGAAACGAAACUGCAGACUGGAGUAGUAUUGAGUUUCAUAGAUCACUUGAUUCCAAAAUCAAUGUUUUGGACACGAACAUAUCACUCACUGAAGCUGAUUUACUUUUUGAUUCUCACACAGAAGCAGAAGAGACUGAAUUAAGCAAUGAGCUGACGAUUUCUAGCUCAAAUGUGCCUAGCGAUGCUGAUGCAACUGUAGCUACUGCAACUGAUGAACUUGAUCAAGCUGACAACCUGUCAUUUGAUAUUCCAGAUUUGGCAGACACUGGCUCAGAUGCCUCGGAUGCUUCAAUAUUGUUUCAACAUGACAAUUCUUCAUUUGGUUUGAACGAAAUUCAGCCAGCAUACAAUCUAUUUUCUGGAGCAUCCUCAUCUGUUGGCGAUCAACUCAAUCCCGAAGAUUCUUUUUGUCUACCAAUCAAAGCAUCAGAUAGUUCCUUUGCAUUACAAACACCGCGUAUCUCUGUGGUUUGCAAAGAUCCUUUUUAUUCAGAAGAAAUCACACCCAAACCAAAAAAAUUUGAAAUCAAGAGUCCAUUCAAGGAAUCAGUGCUGGGUGCAUUUCCUGGUCUUCGCGACGAGAGUGACACAUUUGAUGGUGGAGUGCCAAAUAUUUCUCAACUAAAUGGAUAUGUUCAAACUGACCAAGACAGGAAAAAUCAAGAACAGUUGGAAAAUAUGUUGGCAGAAUUAUCUGCACUUGAGCCUGUUAGUGGAGAUCAAGACAUUGGGUUUUCAAUCACCAUGGACAUAUACGGUACUACUGAUACAGAUGUGAAUUCAAGCCGUACCAAUGCCGAUAUUCAAAAUAUCUCAAUGGAUGAUCAUGAAAAUGAUGAAUUUGGUGGCAGUAAGGUUGUAGAUGACUUUUUUCAACUACAGCAAGAUGUUGAUGAAUUUAUGGAGUCUGCCAGCAACCUUGGAUUUGAUAUCCCAAAAAACAUACUAACGGAAAACUUUGGAUCUCCAGGUAAACUGUCUCUGUUGGAUGGAGACAAUAAUAGCACUCCGCAAUCACCACUGAGCGAUAAAUCUAUGCACGAUGAUGAAUAUAUAUUGAUGCAUCUUGAAUUCAAUGAAAAGGUGCAGCAGCAAAAAAACAAAAAAUGCCAGCCAGGCGAUCCAAUUUUGUCCAAUGAAACACAAACUGAUGAGACGUUUGCCACUCCUCAUACAGUACGAACUCUUUCAAGUGCAGAAGUAGAUUUGUUUUCGCCUGGGUCGUUUUUUGCCCAAAAAUCAGAAAGUUUAGGAUCGCUGGGUGGGAAAGUAUUUAAUGAAGAGCGACCCACUUGGUAUACUCCCCAACGAGAUAUAUUUGGCAAUGUGAUUGAUCUAAUCGGUCCUACUCCUGGUGAUCGCACAGAAAAGCACAAUCUAAUGGAUGUAACCCCUUCGGGAGUCCGUCGCGUUAGAGCACCACUUUACGAAUCGCCAUCUAAAUUUCUUGACAAAUCCAAACCUUUAGAAUAUAGCAAAGCACAAAAUACAACUGCUAUUGCUUCCCCACUGCCAGUUUUGACAGAGAAGGACACUAUGCAAAACACAACAUGUGAAUCUCAAAACAAUGCACACUGUUUUGCUUCUCCUGCUACAAAAAUCGUUUAUCACCAGGCAAAUCCGCCUUCCACAGUGCGUCGAAUUCCGACUAAAAACAGCUCAAACAUGUUGAAAGAUAUAAUAUCGAGUAAACUAUCUGCCACGACACCUCAAAAUCUUGACUGGGCCGCUUCCAAAUUGCCAGCCGAGCCAUCAUCUGUGCCUGUAAAUCGCAAAAUCUUCAACAUGACUAGUUAUUUGGCUAAUACAGAAAAUUCGGAUCAACUAUUACAAUCUACAGUGCCAUACCAACACUCUGUUGGUCAGAAAUCUCGCCAAUAUCAAUCAAAAGACAAUGUGAUAUCAUCUAAAUCUGUGGAUUUGAAUGUUAAAAGCCAUUUGAAUGCUCUGGAUAGUUCUAGUGACCCAUCGUAUGGUGGUUCGUCAGGCUGUUUAUCAAUAUCUCAUUUGACUGAUUGUUCUUCUUCUGUUCAAACCCCAAAAUUGCAUUUUAAAGAUGUGGCUGUUUCUAACGAGUCCAAAAAGCAUAUAUCAUCACAUGAAUCACAGAGUCCAUUGCGCUUGUCUGAUUGCGAUCCAUAUCAAUAUAUGCCAAACUCGGAUACAUGUGAUAACACCAACGAAACAUUAACAAGCAAGUAUCCUGUCAUUCAAAUUUUAUCUACUCGGAAAGCUCUUUCUGAAUCUAUUUCAUCAAAAGCCGAAUCAAAUAGUAUAGUACGGGUGAUAUUUGAACCAAAUCUUAGUAAAUCAGCAGCUCGAUCUGCCAUUGUACUGUCCAACAACACUGAUCGGUCUAUACUAUGGACGAUUGACAGUAUUGGUCCGGUCUUUAUGGAGCCUGUGCAUGUAAUCAGAGAUGAAAAUGGCGUAUCAUUGCAACGAAUGCCUAAACACAGUAUUUCGGAUGUCAUCUUCAGAUUCGUGCGUAUUUCUGGACAAUUGGGAAAAAAUCAAUCUACUCAAAUAGCGGUAACGUUUAAGCCACUUGUAAAUGGAGUAUACACACAGUCGUUUCAAUUAAAGUCAAACAGGCGCUGUUUUAUCAUCAAAGUUGAUGGAUGUUCUGUUUCAGAUACUAGUCAAAUACCUUUAAAUUGGCCAUUUUCUGAAAAUCCAGAAUCACCAGCUCAAUUUUUACCAGUUAAAUCCAAUGAACAUCGAUUGCAUUCUCGCAAAAGCAGUAGUGACUUGCCAGAAUCAAAACCGUAUCAUUUCAAACCCGAAUCUACCACAAUUAUCAGCACAGCUCAAAACAAUCAACAUGCACAUUCCUUGAUAAAAUCACAUUCUACCACAUUUCAAAGAAAAUCUAGAAACACUCCAGUAUCUGCUCAAAAAGUGCACCAGCUUGAAGUUGAAAAUUAUACAUCUGCUAAACAGUCUCCGCUAAAAGGUUUUGUGCAUUCUAGAUCUACUGAUUCCCAACAAGCGCUCCAGAUUGAUUCAACCUCUAUUGCUUGCUAUAGUCAUUCAAGAUCCCACGAGAUUGAAAAUAAAUCUGCAUCAAUCCGCUCGGGACAUGCGUAUAGUACUACACCACACAUCCAAACUGCUCAAACUCAGAAACUGAUUGGACAUCGACCCAAGAAUGAGGAGUCUUUGGGGCUGCCUUGGGUCGAUCCCAUCUCUGUAACCAACAAUGGCUGUUCUCUUGCAAGAGAUUCACUUAAUUUUGGCACAGUAAACUUGGGUCAUGUCAGCACACUUCAGUUGCGGAUAUGCAACGCAGCGGAUCAAGCAGUGCAAGUCCAAUUCAUCACAACCGGACCGUUUUCACUACCUACUAGAUAUCUCUCCAUUCAACCACGAUCGUUUGUUCCUAUCCCGAUUGCGUUUUAUCCUACACGGGCUGGAACGUUUCAAGAGCGACUCAUUAUCAAAAAAGGACUGCAUGUAAUCCGCGUUGAACUGUAUGGAACUGCACAGACAGUUUUGUCUGGUCGUGGAUUAAAAAAUCAAAAAAGUCCAAAGAGUACAAUGCUGCAGUGA